This is a messenger RNA of Oncorhynchus keta (chum salmon), 1316 nucleotides long. RefSeq names its product striated muscle preferentially expressed protein kinase-like. Lineage: Eukaryota; Metazoa; Chordata; Actinopteri; Salmoniformes; Salmonidae. Gene Ontology annotation, molecular function: protein kinase activity. Bases 665 to 1117 code for a protein of 150 amino acids. The record is from RefSeq and is a predicted model, not a curated record. The transcript is spliced from 2 exons.
GAGCGAGGGAGAGACAGGGAGCAAGGGAGAGAGAGGGAACGAGGGAGAGACAGGGAGCGAGGGAGAGACAGGGAGCGAGGGAGAGACAGGGAGUGAGGGAGAGAGAGGGAACGAGGGAGAGAGAGGGAGUGAGCGAGAGAGAGGGAGAGAGAGGGAGCUUAACUCCUGACAAGAAAAAAAGAGUUGUGUGGGUGCACUAGAGCCACUCUCCUUGAGUCCAAGUAGAGCCAGUUUGGAUAGUGGUGACAUUGAAGCCUCCAUAGGUCAGAUCUCUCUCUCUCUCUCCACUCUUCGGUGGGUGUAAGCAGAGCCCCAGACCCCCUUCAAAGGGCCGUAGCGAUGGCGGCUAAGUCUAGAUGAUCCAGGUGGACUUACACCAGGGGCUCCAGUGGACAGGAGGGCCGGCAGAGAGAGGACACUUUAAUUUGUUCCAGAUGAAAUAUUUGGCUUCUCAGAUCUUGUUACCUUAACUGGACUUUGCGAGGAUGUGAAAAAAAUGGAUUGCAUAUUUUUCUGGGAGGUGAUGAGACUCCAGAUCAAAUUGGAAUGCUGAGAGGUACCUCUGACCAACCAUGAUGAUUUCAUAAGGAUUGUUCCAUACACUCAGUAACUGCAACCCAUAUCUACAAGGCUGUCACUUGUUGAACAUGAAGUGUUCAGAACUAUGAGCACCAACCCAAAGAAAAUGGCGGAAGGCGGCACACACCUCAGUCCUGGUAUCCCCUCCAAACGGGUCAAAGUUUCCCAGGACCAGGUAGUUCCGGACACAGGGGACCCAGGUCGAACCCCGCCGGUGUUCCUGCGCAAGCUCCGCAAGGCUGCAGUGGGGACAGGGUGUGAUAUCCGCCUGAGGGUGUCUGUGGUGGGUCAGCCUGCCCCCUCUCUGUUUUGGUACCGUAACAAUGAUCUCCUGGCCCCGCCUGGGGAGAAGGAUGUUGGGGGUCUGUGGAUCAGGGAUUGCAAGGCCAGUGACGCUGGGCUCUAUACCUGCGUGGCCAGCAACUGCCUGGGGGAGGCUCAGAGCAGCGCCCUGCUUGCCGUUAUGGACCUGGGAGAAGGUAACGUUGGGGAAACAUUGGGACAACAUUAUGAUUCAUCUGUGUUUGCUGAGUAUUGAAACAUGGGGACAACCCUCACAAAACAUUGUGUAAGUCUAUAAGGGAAGCAUGCAGGGGAACAUCUGUUAUCCAUCUACUUUUUAAAAGGUGCUCGGUAAGCAAAGGACCAAUCUUUACAAAAGCCAACAACAAUGUACCCAACAGGUUUGCAGGUGGUAUAUUGAUUUAAUUCCAUCUCAAAUAGCUGUCCAUUCCACU